UCUCCCUCUCCCUCUCUCUCUCUUCCCCUCUCUCUCUCCCUCUCUCCCCGCACACGCACACCUCCAAACCGCAGCCCCCCGCAGCAGUCAUGUAUUCUCCGCUCUGUCUCACCCAGGAUGAAUUUCAUCCCUUCAUCGAAGCACUUCUGCCUCACGUCCGAGCGUUUGCAUACACGUGGUUCAACCUGCAAGCCCGAAAAAGAAAAUACUUCAAAAAACAUGAAAAACGUAUGUCAAAAGAGGAAGAGAGAGCCGUGAAGGACGAACUGCUUAGUGAAAAACCCGAGGUAAAGCAAAAAUGGGCGUCCAGACUUCUGGCAAAGCUCCGGAAAGAUAUCAGGCCUGAAUUUCGGGAGGAUUUUGUUCUCACAGUCACAGGAAAAAAGCCUCCGUGUUGCGUUCUUUCCAAUCCAGACCAGAAGGGCAAGAUGAGAAGAAUUGACUGCCUUCGCCAGGCAGAUAAGGUCUGGAGGUUGGACCUUGUUAUGGUGAUUUUAUUUAAAGGUAUUCCGCUCGAAAGUACUGAUGGCGAGCGCCUUGUAAAGUCCCCACAGUGCUCUAACCCCGGGCUGUGCGUACAGCCCCACCAUAUAGGAGUUUCUGUUAAGGAACUCGAUUUAUAUUUGGCAUACUUUGUGCACGCAGCAGAUUCAAGUCAAUCUGAAAGUCCCAGCCAGCCAAGUGAAGCUGAUAUUAAGGACCAGCCAGAAAAUGGACAUUUGGGCUUCCAGGACAGUUUUGUCACAUCAGGUGUUUUCAGUGUGACUGAGCUAGUAAGAGUCUCACAAACACCGAUAGCUGCAGGAACAGGCCCUAAUUUCUCCCUCUCAGAUUUGGAAAGUUCUUCAUACUACAGCAUGAGCCCAGGAGCAAUGAGGAGGUCUUUGCCUAGCACAUCCUCUACCAGCUCUACAAAGCGUCUCAAGUCUGUGGAGGAUGAGAUGGACAGUCCUGGUGAGGAGCCGUUUUAUACAAGCCAAGGGCGCUCUCCAGGAAGUGGCAGCCAGUCAAGUGGAUGGCAUGAAGUGGAGCCAGGAAGAGGAAACUCACUGGUCAAACCCUUGGACACCAGAAUAGUUGCAUGCAGUUUCCCAGGGAGCCAGAUAGCUCUAAAGCUUCCCAGAUAUCUAAGAAACCCCGAGCACCGCGGAGCACUACAUGGAAUGCCAUCGCCAACUACAUUAAAGAAGUCAGAGAAGUCUGGUUUCAGCAGUCCCUCGCCUUCGCAGACCUCCUCCCUUGGAACGGCUUUCACACAGCACCAUCGACCUGUCAUUACAGGACCCAGAGCAAGUCCACAUGCAACACCAUCGACUCUUCAUUUUCCAACAUCACCCAUUAUUCAACAGCCUGGGCCAUACUUCUCACACCCAGCAAUCCGCUAUCAUCCUCAGGAGACUCUGAAAGAGUUUGUCCAACUUGUCUGCCCCGACGCUGGUCAGCAGGCUGGACAGGUGGGGUUCCUAAAUCCCAAUGGUAGCAGCCAAGGCAAGGUGCACAAUCCAUUCCUUCCUACCCCAAUGUUGCCACCACCACCUCCGCCACCAAUGGCUAGGCCUGUGCCUCUGCCAGUGCCAGACACAAAACCUCCAACUACAUCAACAGAAGGAGGGGCCACCUCUCCCACUUCUCCAAUCCUGGUACCUGGGAUAAAAGUCUCCGCUUCCCACCACCCACCGGACAGACCACCAGACCCCUUCCCACCUCUGUAACACGGAAGCAGCAGCAACGCAGCGCAGCGACUUUCACAUCGGCGGAAGGGGAGGCGAGCAGACACCGACAGCAAACUAGUACAUGGAAAUGGCAAACGUUAUGGUUGAAUGGCAAAGGCCGUAACUUUUUUGAGAUUUUAUUUUGGUUGUUUUUUUUUUUUGUUUUUGUUGUUUUUUGUUUUUUUUUUUUUUUUUUUUUUUAGGCAACUUAGGACUGUUGUAAUUUCUCAUAAUGGUGCUGGAAAUGGUUGGGCUUCAUAACUUUUGAAGUGUUUCAUUGGUAGUGUAAGCGUUAGGUGACACUUGAGUAGAACUAGCCUCUGCUGCUGCUUACCAACUCGCUGUUGUAACACACUUUCCAUAUGGAGCCUAACUGUUUUACAGUAUCCUCAUCGAUUUUUCCCAUACAGGUGUGAGACUUCUUGAGAAAUCAUGAAACACACUUAAACUAUAACUUUUGUAGUAGCUGAAUUCUGCAAUAUAUAACUUACCGGACAGACAUAAAGCAUGUUUUUUUCUGUAACAUAUCGGGGAAAAAAAUUGCAGGUUUUCUUUUGUUUUGGGGUUGGUUUUUGUUUUUUUUUUUUUUUUUUCCUGUUGGUUUUUUUGUUUUGUUUGUUUUUGGUUUGUUGUUUUGUUUUUUUUUUUUACAGUCGGCACUUAGAUACGUAACAUGAACCAUAAGAGCAUUGUCAACAAUUUUUUUCCACUUGAUUGCAGAGCGAUUUAAAACAUCAAACUACUACUAUUCACUAAAAAAAAAAAGAAAAAAAAAAGAAAAAAAAAGAAAAAAAAAGUUUGAAAUGCUGCACUUACAUUUAAAAAAAAAAAACAUUUUUCAACAAUUUUCAACAAUUACACAAAAAUUCACGCAGAAAUGGGGAAGUUGGUCUGUUUUGACAGAAACUGACAGGAAUCAAUCAAAACAAUCGAAUUUUGAAUUGAGUAAAGUGCAAUUUCAUUGGAUAGCUAAAUAUCUUUGUAAGAUAGAGAUUGUUGAAAAUUCUAUUUUUGUUUUCCAAGUCCUUCCACCCCAGGACUCUAAAUUAUUGGGGUAAAAAACAGCCUUGCAAGAAAAAGGGGAGCUAUUUUUGCUUUUUAUGUUUUUUAUUGUUGAACUUGUAUCCCUUUAAAACUGAAGGAAAAUUAAAAAAAAAAAAAAAAAACAAAUCUAAUGGUGCUUUUACCACAAUAUGUUAACUACAUUAAAUGCUAAUUAAUCAUUUUCUGUUAUCAAAGCACAUAACUAAAAUGAAAUCGUAAUAUCUGUUAAUUUUAUAAGCUAAAAGUCACUAUAAUGGAUUAUGCCAAUUCUGACAAAUUUUACGUGUUUCCGGCAAUAUAGGGUUUAUCAGUUCUCAAACACCUUGGGAAUAAGAGAGAACAGUCCAGAAAGUGAAACACCUUCGUGUCCCUGAACUGGUACAUUUUCUGGACUGUGAAGAAAACAUGACAGAAACGAGUGAUGCUGAUCUUACAACUUAUGCCAGUUCAAAGCAAGGGCACUUGCUGAAGAAAAAAAAAAAAAAAAAGAAAAAGAAAAAAAAAAACACACACACACACACACAAAAAAAAAAAGUUUGGACCCCAAACGUCCUGUAUCUUAUGUACAAAAAAAAGGAAAAAAAAAAGAAAAAAAAAAAAAGAGUGCAAGUGAUUUUUUCUAUCAGACAGCGGAGCACCCCUUUGCUUCACAUGCAACUUUAAGAAGGUUUCCUAUACUAUACAUAUAUAUACGUUCUGGUUGGCAAGUCCAGCUAAUCAGAGAAAGUCUCUGCAUGUUCUAGUGUUAGUAACUAAUUUUUAUAUAGUUAAUGUAGGGUAAAGUAGAGUGCAUUAAGACACAAUAUUGUAAUCCCUAUUCCAGGCACUUGCCUUUAAACUAUGUUUGUUCAACCCUUCAGAAGGGUUUCUACUACUGUCCUAUACAAUCAAGUAACUGAAAUUCUUGGGAAGACACUUUGCUCCUCAUCUUUUCCCUGAAACAAUGUUUUGUUUUGUUUUCUUAAUUUGCACGAAACAAAAAAAAAAAAAAAAAAAAAAUUCCAUAUCAAUGUGCCUUGCCCUGGAUAGCGAUUAUUUGUGGAAUUGUUGCACAUGUUCCUAUAUUGAAAGGGGUUUUUCCCUAGUCAAGCAUUUGGAGACACUUUUUGUAAAUGUGACUUUUAUGUCAGCCAUUGUCAGUUUCAACAUCUAGAAUUAAAUAGGAUGUUAGUUGUUCCGCAGAUAGGAGUAGUGUUUAUUGUCCUGUAUGGUCAGUGGCAGUGCUAUUCUGAGAUCUGUAGAUGCUAGAUUAUCAGUAUUUUUGGAUGUUGCUGCAUUUUACAUUUUAUUUGGAGUCUUCCUUUUUUGUUUUGUUUUCUCCCAGAUAUAUGAAAAUAUGCAAUACCUGCUUAUAUCAUGUAGAAAAGCUUAGCAAUUAUUAAUUUUUCUUUUAAUUUUUUUUUAUUUGACCAAAGUUGGUGCUGCACUUGACGCAGUGUGUUUUAGGUGUUUGUCUUUGUACUUUUGUGAUUUUGAAUGCACAUGCAGGAAGGGCUCUUCUUAGAGAAGCAGUCAAACUGUGAAGCACUAAGCUGAACCCUGCUUCAAGCAAUUUUUGUUUUACAACUGUUCCUUUCACAAGCAAGCCUUAAAAAAAAAAAAAAACUUCCUUUUUCUUCAGAUCCCACACCCAUUUUUAUUAGCAGACUGCAAUCAAUCCACAUUCAAUAAAAGUAUAUAAUGCCCAUUUUUAUAUGCACGUUUUUAAACUUCCAAGUUCUGAAAAUUGUUUACUGGUUAUUCUCUAUUUAAGGAAAAAAUAAAAUGUUUUGGAUUUUCAUAUGUGUCUGAUAAGUGGUUGAGUAGUCAUUUUGCUCUAUUGUAUUGUGUGAUUGUUAGUAUAUGGUAUCACAUCCUCUAGCCAGCAUCCUUUGCCUUCCCUAUAGCACUUAGCUGGGCAUUACUUUAUUAAGACAUAUGUGCACUAAAAAAAAAAAUAGCAGCUUUCAGUGCUUCACAGUGAAGGGAAAAAAGCCUAGACAAACAUUUUGUCAGAACCUUGCUAUGAGACAAGGUAUUACCAGUAAAUUGGUUGUAUAUACAAUAAAAUUGCACCCUUUUUUAAACAAAACAAACUAAGCAAUAGUUUGGGCAGUUAGUUGUUUUUAGUGAGCAUGUUGUAGUCAUGGCUGCAAAGAGAGAGAAUUAAACUGCCCACUCAGAAGAUAUGUAAUUUGUAUGUUGUAUAGUUUUAUUGAUUACACUGAUUUAUUCUACCCUAUUUUAUAAUGCAGGACUUUUGUAAUGUUGUUUAAAUGAGGAAAAAUUUCUGUCAAAUUAGCUUAGUGGAAUUUCUGAUUGUUCGUUAUAAAGGCAGCGUUCAUAGAAUUGCUUUUUUUUUUUUUUUUUUUUUUUUUUUUCCUUUGGGAACUGGAUUUAAGUUAAAAACUUUCCCGUUUCCUUUUUUGUAUGUAUUUAAAUACAGUUAUUUUUCUUCUCUCAAUGGUAUAGCAUAUUCCUAUGCUUGAGAAGUAUAGGCUACUGAAGAACCAUUGUAAAUGGACAUUACAGGUAUGCUGUAUUUUUGAAGGUAUUUUGUCAUAAUUAAGUUUGAUGACGCUAAAGUUAGGGAACUCUGAGCAGAAUUGCGAGAUUAAAAAAAAAAAUGUUUUAAAGGCUUUAAAACAUUAGGUAGGCGGUCAAGGGUGUUAACCAACAGGGGUUGUAAAGUAUUACACACUAAAUUAAAGUUUCGUUCACCUUCCUCUCCCGCAGAAAACCCAGCAGUCCCGUUGUUGUGUGCAGGUGUAGAGAACAAGCAGUGUUUGAGCCCUCCCAGACAGGGCAGGAGCAGGGGUCCCGCCUGGGGUGUGCCGGCUGCAGGCAGGAGCAGGCAGGGCUGGGGCAGGGGCUGGAGCCCCCGACUCCGCCUCAGGUUUGACCUUUUCCUCCCAGAGGCUCCGGUUGUUCUUUUGGAGUCAGGCAAAACAACUUUUUGGUUUGGUUUUGGAUUGGGUUUUUUUCUGUUGUUGCUUUGGUUUUGGUUUGUUUUUUUUCCUCCCUGUCUCCUUCUCUCCAAGAACCCGUCAGACGCACAAAUACUCUGACCUGAACCCACCCCCACGCCCAAAUUUAAAGCCCUGGAAAUGGCUGAGCGCAAAUUGACUUUUUCUGAAGUUAAUUCCUUUCUUUUUCUUCCUCUUUUUCUUUUUUUUUUUGGUUUGGUUUGGUUCUUUUUUUUUUGAGUGAGGGCACUUGCUUUUUUUCAUGCCGCACACCCCAGCAAUGUCAUUAUUAUUUAUUCUUCUUCCUUUAUAAUAAAAACUUUCAGGCUUCGAGUUUAGGCAGCCAUGGUACACUUGUGUCUCUGUUGCUUGUUCCCCCACCCCUUAAGGUUGAAGGGGAAAAGAAACACCAAGUUUUCUCAACUCCACAGUAUUCAGUCAGCCCACAGGAAUAUGCAAAAUCCCUCUAACAUUUUUUUUUUCUUUCUCUAGUUCUCUUUGUUCCGUAUAUUUGCAGCUUUGUAGUAACAGUGUUAUAAAAUAUUUACUGUACAAAAAUACAAAAAAAAACCCAGAUACAUAGCCUAAAACAGGUUUUUUUUCCUUGUGGUGAUUUUUUUUUUUUUUUAAGAAUGUCAGUUAAUAUUGUACUUUGCAUUGUGUCUCUGGAAAUAUCUUUUUUUUUUUUUUUUUUUUUUUUUUUUUUUUUUUUUUUUUUUGGUAGAAGGCCUCCAUCGAACAAAAUUAAAACCAUAACCGGCAUGACAAUGUAAGGAGAGCUUCAAUGGCACCUAAACAAUAAAUAAAUAGCAAAAUAAACCUCAUGAGGUCUGUCGGAGGCAGGUCUUGUGAAGUUAACACUGCCUGCUAGGCAGGAUUUUCAUUAAAUCAAGCUUACAAUGCCAAUUUUGUCUUGAAGUCAAUGCAUGUAUUACUGUUUGACAGUAAACCCAGCUAUGCCAUCAUCAAGUCCAAGGCUGCGCAAUAGUCUAAUUAGUAUCGAGUACAUUUUCCUUUUAUUUUUUCCAAUAAAAAAGCAGUGGGAUGAAAAUUGCUUUGAUAUAUAGCAGGUAACAUUGAAGCUAUUCCAUAGCACUUAACUGUAGUGAAUACUGUGUCACCAAUUCUGAAAUCAAUUUAAUGUUUAAUGCAAAUCCAUUACAUGGUGCUAUUACAGGCUGGCAAAAUGAUUUACAAAAAUGUGACAACUUGGGCUCAAUUCACUCUGCUUUCCAACAAUGUAAAUGCAUAGCAGUGUUUAUCUGCAUGGAAACUAUGCACUAAUCUAUCUGAAAAAAAAAAAAAAGAAAAAAAAGAAAAAAAAAAAAAGAAAAGAAUAUAUCGACUUUGGUAUCUACUUUCCGUUUACUUCGAUCCUUGCCUUUUCGGUCAUUGUUAUAAUGCCAGCUUUAGGACAGAAAGAAUUAUAAGAAAACCAGCAUAAUACCUGAUAUAUUAAAAUGUAGUGCCUGUGAAAUCUGUAUUAUAUUGCUCUUCUGAAGUAAGAUUUUUUCUACACCGGUAGCCUUCGCUGUCUGUCAGAACCUUCUGAUAUAGGUGAUGUAAAAUAACCGUACAAUAUUAAUGCAUGCUAUUCCAUAAUGCUUAGUAGCUGUAUGAAUAUUACUCAAAGUUAUGUUAGUCUUUUUUUCUGACUUGGUUCUUGUCAGAUAGGUUUAAAGAUAUUUCACUGAGAACGCAAAUUCUGUCUUCUCUUGAUUUGGGGUGUUUUCAGUAUUUUGGAGGUAUACAUUUACUUAAAUUCAGUAUUACUUGUGUUUUGGGUUUUUUUUCUUUUUUUUUUCUUUUUUUUCCCUUUAUUUUUCGUUUUGUUUCUUUUUUUUUUUUUUUUUUUUUUUUUUUUCUUCCUAGAGGGCAGGACAUGGUGUUUGAGACCAGCAAUCCGUGCCUGGUAAGAUUUUUGUCUCAAAAAGCUACCCUAAGAAUUCAGAGGGCUUACUCUGAAGAUGAGACGCAUCAAAUUUAAGGGACAGUCCUUUAAUAAACCCAGAAAUGAGACUGAGCUCGCGUUGCGAGAGACUUCUUAAUGGGCAGCAGUUAACCAGGUACCCAUGCUUGACCCUUUUUCACACCAGACUUCCUCAUAUAGAAAGAAAAAAAAAAAAACUUUAAAAAAAAUUAAAAAAAAAAAAGAAAAAAGAAAAAAAAAAACCUCAUGUGGUUGUUUAGUUUCAUGCACAGUUGCAAUAUUUUUCUUCAGACAAACUCUGUACAACCUUUGGGCCCGAUUCAUAAAAGCUCCUUUGCUAUUAACACGGGAGGCUGUGUGGGCUUUUCUCCUCCAAAUUGAGGACGGCUCUUCCCCAGCUCACGCCUCGGUGAGCCCCGCUCGCCCGGGCACGUGUGCCCGCUGGCCUUCCUCUCCCUCCCCUGCCCCUCUCCACCACUCCGAAGCCCACCAGAGAGCAGGGGUGGGUGGGACAGGGUGGUGGAGCCAGGAGGAGGUGAGGACCAUGCUCCGACACCCCAGAGGUGUGCAGGCUGGCAGGAGAAAAGGGGGACACAGGGGAGAAGACGGCUCCGUGCCCAGGCCGGGGCUUCGGAACGCGGUGGUGCGAGGCUGCUCGAUUACAAAAGAGAUCUUGUCCGUACCAGAAAAAACAAAAACCACCUUAGAUUGCUACCUCUGAGCUCUAGAGAAAACCUUCGCAGAGGCGAACGCUUGUACACAAUGUGAACUUUUGUACUUUCUGUGCAUUUUCCUUUUUUAUUUUUUAAUUUUUUUUUUCUUAGGGAAGACUAUUUUCCACUUAGUUAAUCUGCUAUACUCGAGCAUGAACAAAAACAAUUGUGUUGGGUGAAAUCCCCCCCCUUUUUUAUCUGCAUCCACAAAUUAAUAUGAGGAGAAAAACCAACCAAACGAAAAACAAAAACAAAAAUAAGAAAGAAGAUGAGUUUCUAGACGGAGCAUGGUAGGAAGAGAGUGCCCAGCUUGGCACCCGCCGCCGCUGCCUGUUCUUGCUGCUGGCACCCGGCUGCGACUGCUGCCGUGGGGAAAGGUCUGCAAAAAUUCUUUGCUUUGGAAAUACAAUCAAUGAGAAAUCUCCCUUUUUGGGAGAGCUGAGCCCUGACCUAGCCCUGUCCCGCUGCCUGAGGCUGGCCCAGCCAAGUCCCUUGGCGUCAAAUUGAAAUUCGGGGCGCUAAAAUUUCCACCGGCCGUGUGAAAGAUCUGCUGCAAAUUCACUUGACACCCGUGUUAAUACCAUGUUGUGUUCAUUUUUUUUUUAUGAGUCAGGCCCCUCGUGCCUCUAGUAUACUUGUAUUGACUCUCAUAGUUACCAUUUUAGUUUUACUGUGUUCUGUGAAAAAAAUUGUAAUUGGUUGAGAAUCACUGUGGGCAUCCAUUCUUAUUCAACUAAGUCUCCGCAGGUUUUUUGAGCUGGUGUGGAUUAGUUUAACUCUUGUAUUCAACCAUUAGUGCUACCACCUUCUCACAUUACAAUACAAUUACUGGAAGCAAGUACUGCAUUUCCUAUGCAACAAAAAAAGGAAAAUAAAAAAUUGCUAAU
Calypte anna (Anna's hummingbird) is the source of this 9231-nucleotide messenger RNA. RefSeq names its product nuclear factor I A (gene NFIA). NCBI's taxonomy places the organism in Eukaryota, Metazoa, Chordata, Aves, Apodiformes, Trochilidae. Bases 90 to 1712 code for a protein of 540 amino acids. Gene Ontology annotation, biological process: regulation of transcription by RNA polymerase II. The transcript has 12 exons. Gene Ontology annotation, cellular component: nucleus. The record is from RefSeq and is a predicted model, not a curated record. Gene Ontology annotation, molecular function: RNA polymerase II cis-regulatory region sequence-specific DNA binding; DNA-binding transcription factor activity, RNA polymerase II-specific.